AUGAUGUCGUCUUACUACCCGGUGUUUUCGCCACCAACUAGGGGUGUGAUAGGAUACAAAGGUUUGAUGAUGAAUAAGGAAAAUGACGAUGGUGUUGAUUCAUCAGAGUUGAAGGCAGCGAGCAUGAGGAUGGGGAAAAGAUGGAAGAAUAGAUAUGUGUGUUCCGCUUUGAACGAGUUCCACCGUUCAAUGGCAUCUAGUUCUCACAAAGGUAGCAAUUACUAUGGUGCUGCUUCAUAUAGAUCAAGAGAAGGGCUUAGCACUAGACCUGUUACUAAUUCUGAUGAAAUCCAGCUUCGCAUUGAUCCAGUUCAUGCUGACCUGGAUGAUCACAUUGGUGGCCUCUACAAACAAGUUAGACAGUUAAAGAAUGUAGCCACAGAGAUUGAGUUAGAAGCCAAGAAUCAAAAUGAGUUUAUCAAUCAACUGCAAAUGACAUUAAUAAAAGCUCAAGCAGAGGUGAAGAACAACAUGAGGAAAUUAAACAAGAGUAUCAUUCAAUCAGGAGCAAACCAUACACCUUUAUCAAAAUCCAUCGUAUUGUCUCUUUUCCCACCUCUGGCGUUUGCCUCUUUGAAGUCCCCUUCAACUCCUCUGACCAUGGCCUCCCUCUUAACUCUUAGAACACCGAUUCUCUAUUUGGAUCUACGAUUUCCUUGCAAGGUGAGAACUUUAUUCAUGAGAGGCAGUGUUAUUACCACAACAGAAUGCGAAGAUGGAGUUAAAUCAAGAAUUGCAUCUCGUAGUAUAAAGAUUUCGAAGAGGUUCUCAUUGAUGUGAAAAAAGAAAAAAACAUGGAGAAGGAGAGUAUUCUGGCAUAAUGUAUUCUGCCAUAAUGUAUAUAGUGUUUCUUAACAAUAAUAUCUUUUCAGAAUGGAUUAAUAUUUUU
This is a messenger RNA of Lactuca saligna, 889 nucleotides long. Lineage: Eukaryota; Viridiplantae; Streptophyta; Magnoliopsida; Asterales; Asteraceae. The record is from the annotation of a GenBank genome assembly.